AAUAGCAUAUAUAUCCUAACACACUUACUACAAUCUUCUGGAUACACAAGAGUGUAUACAUAAUUAUAGAUAAUUAUGGUUUUCUUACCUGUCUUUGGUUAAUGAUACAAGAAAACCAUGCACUCUCUACUACCCUAGUCUCUAUAAAUACAACACCAUUGUUGAUUAUUUAAUUAUAUAUAUAGUAGAAUAGAUAGAGUUCCUUAAGUGUUUUAUAAGUAACUGCCGAGGGAGAGAAAGCUAUAGAAAGAGAAAUGAAGAGAGAUUGUCAUCCUUUGCUGAGAGGUGGAAGAAGAUGCAAUAAAUACACUCCUCACAUUCUUUCUUCAGCUGAGAUGGAAUCAUUAUCAAGCAUUUGUGAGGCUCUAUUGCCUCCUCUGCAGUUGGACUCAACUAAAAGCAAGGCUGUGCAACACUUCUGGAAAGCUUCUGGCUCUCAAUUCUCUAUCCCUCAUGAGAUUGCAGAAAUACUGAUAAAAAGAGCUCUAAAAGAAGCAUUGAUACUACUGAGAGUGAUUCUAUGGCUACUGUCAACAAGGUUGGGCACAUUGUUGCUAUGUGGAACUCUCUGUCUGAGUAAGAAAUGGCCCUUCAUCAACAGCUUCUCAAAUCUUUCUUUGGACAACAGAGAAAAGGUUCUGCAGAAAUGGUUCAAGCAUCGGUUCCUGACACCUAUUAGACUUGUAUUCAUUUACAUCAAAGUCCUUUGCUUCUUUGUUUUCUUCUCUCAGUGUGAUGACAAUGGUGAAAACCCAGCAUGGGAAGCUAUAGGAUAUCAAGUUGACUCUGAUGGGAUCACAACAACAAGCAAUGUUCACAGAGAAAGGCCUCUUGAAAAGGGAAUAGUGGAAGCAAUGAAAGAGAGUAACUUGAGUCUGCCUAAGUCUCUUAUUGAGAAAGGUCUUGAAGUUGCUAUAGAUUCUAAAAACAAUACCCUGAAUAUAAAAUGUGAUGUAGUAAUUGUUGGUUCUGGUUGUGGUGGAGGAGUUGCAGCUUCUAUUCUAGCAAGUUCAGGCUUGAAGGUGCUUGUUCUUGAGAAAGGAAACUACUUUACCCCCAAUGAUUAUUCUUCUCUAGAAGGGCCUUCUCUGAAUGAGCUUUAUGAGUUAGGAGGAACUUUUGCAUCAAGGGAUGGGAAAAUGGCAAUUCUUACUGGGACAACUGUGGGUGGUGGUUCUGCUGUUAAUUGGGCCGCAUCUAUUAGAACACCAGAUUUUGUGCUUGAGGAAUGGGGAAAAGACCACAAGCUAUCACUCUUUUCAAGCCAUGAGUAUCUUUCUGCCAUGGACAUGGUGUGUAAAAGGAUUGGCGUGACCGAUAAGUGCAUCGAGGAAGGGCUGCAGAAUCAAGUUCUCAGAAAAGGUUGCAAGAAUCUUGGUCUUCCAGUUGAUUACGUGCCAAGAAACUCAUCGGAACGUCACUACUGUGGCUCUUGCAACUAUGGUUGUACAAGAGGGGAGAAACAAGGAACUGAAGUUACAUGGCUUGUUGAUGCUGUGGAUCAUGGUGCAGUGAUACUAACAGGAACAAAAGCUGAGAGGUUUAUAUUGGGAAAGAAGAACAAAGGAGGGGGUGUGAGAAGAAAGAAAUGCUUAGGAGUGAUGGCAAAUGUUGUAACAAACAACAUCACUUGGAGACUUAAAGUUGAGGCGAAAGUGACAGUUUCAGCAUGUGGAGCCCUUUUCACACCUCCUUUAAUGAUCUCCAGUGGAUUGAAGAACAAGCACAUUGGCAAGAACCUUCAUCUCCAUCCAGUGCUAAUGUCAUGGGGAUAUUUUCCAGACUCAAAUUCUGAACUCAAGGGUAAAUGCUAUGAGGGGGGAAUAAUCACUUCAGUCCACAAGGUGGUAUCAGAGGACUACUCCAAAGUAAAAGCCAUAGUUGAAACUCCAGCAUUGGGACCAGGAGCCUUAUCUACACUGAUUCCUUGGGUGUCUGGACUUGACUUCAAAGACAGAAUGCUCAAAUAUUCAAGGACUGUUCAUCUGAUCACAAUUAUUAGGGAUAUGGGCUGUGGAGAAGUUAGGAGUGAGGGAAGGGUGCAUUAUGAGUUGGAUGAAUCAGACAAAGAGAACAUAAGGGAUGGAGUGAAGCAGGCACUGAGGAUUCUAAUAGCAGCAGGUGCUGUUGAGGUAGGUACUCACAGAAGUGAUGGACAUAGAAUUGAAUGUAAUGGGAAAAAUGAAAAGGAAUUGGAGAGGUUUGUGGAAUCAGUAUAUGCAACAGAAGGGUUAAUGUCACAUGAAGAAAAGUGGAGUAUCUAUAGCUCUGCACACCAAAUGGGAAGUUGUAGGAUGGGAAUGAGUGAAAAGGAAGGUGCAGUGGAUGAAAAUGGGAUGAGUUGGGAAGCAGAAGGACUAUUUGUGUGUGAUGCAAGUUUGCUUCCAACUGCAAUUGGUGUCAAUCCUAUGAUAACUAUACAGUCUACUGCAUAUUGUGUUGCCAAGAGAAUUGCAGCCUUUUUGAAAAUAGAAUAGAAUGGGCUGGUUUGUUAUUCUUUUUUUCAAGCAAGCAUGUGUAUUUAGAUGAAUAAGUUAUGGCGCGACAAGCAUAUACUAUAAUAAUUGCAUAGGUUGUUUGAAAGUUUAAUUCUUUUUGAAAGGCCAUUCAUGCUACGAAGAACAUGUGAUUUGUAAUAUUAUAAUUAUUUUACAUUCUUGAAUUAUUUCU
Molecule: messenger RNA, 2670 nt
Organism: Glycine soja
Lineage: Eukaryota; Viridiplantae; Streptophyta; Magnoliopsida; Fabales; Fabaceae
Product: long-chain-alcohol oxidase FAO1-like
Exons: 3
Coding region: 255-2477 (740 amino acids)
Molecular function (GO): flavin adenine dinucleotide binding; long-chain-alcohol oxidase activity
Source: RefSeq, a predicted model, not a curated record